AUGGAUAAGUUGAAACACGACAUUGAAGCGUUGAGACAUAAUAUUACAAAAAUUAACGAAAACAUAAGCCUUGCGGAAAAGGCUAUGAAUUCUGUCAUUUCUCAAAUCCAAACAGUGUUACAAGAUGCUCGAGGCAGCUCAAAUCGAGCAAUGCAAGACUUGAAAUUGGAUUUGCAAAAACGAGCGAAGGACGCAUUCAACGACUUGCAGGACGGCGUACAGACCCUUUUCGCAAAUCAAAAGAAAGCCGAAUUAAAAGCCUUACAAGAGACUGUUUCGACCCAAAUCCCAAUCAUCCAAAAACUCAUGGAUGAUGACGCCAACGCGGGCCUGAAAGGCCUGAUGAAAAAAUUGCAUAAACGUUUCCAGGCGUCUACCUUCAAUGGCCUAACUCAUCUGACAUUGCAAUCGCUUGCAAACAGAUUUAAUGAAUUUUUUAGAGAUUACUUUAAUGAUCUCCAAUCCCAACCCGACCUCUCCCCCUCCCGUCUCAUCCCCCUCACCGACGCCCUCUACGCCCUCCUGUCCACAAUGAACACCCAACGCCACUUCGACGCCACCGUCUCCCGCAAGCUCGCCGACCUCCAAACGCAGCUCGACACCCUCGCCCCCUCUGGUUUCGCCGAGGCCUCCCCGCUGCUCAACGUCGUCAAGCGCGGCGUCCAGGCGUUCCACGGGGAGCUCGCGAAGCAGUACGUCAGCAGGUACUCGGGGCAAAAUUAUGCUGGUCAGUUGGUGAAGGAGAAAACAUCGCCUGAUACUAAAGCACCUAAAUUGCUUGCAAAUCCUGCUGACAACACCGAAAUAACCGAGUACGGGAGGAAGUGCGCGAAGGUGUUCCUCACCUCCCUGGCGACGCUGAGUAAUGACUUUAAGCAUCUGAGUGAUUCUUGUAAAGAAUCGCGAUUUAAUCAAAUACACACGUCGUACAAUAAAUAUAAUAAUAAGCUUGGCGAUUUAUUCAGUAGUUGCGGGUACCAGGUUUCUAUGUACCGUGAUUCGCAUGAGGGCGAGUUGCGGAAUAAGCCAGACUUUACGGGCACAGAUAUUCAUGCGAUCAUCCACAAAAAAAUUUUCAACGUUUCCUCAAUUGACCUUUUGAAACAGUGGAUGACUAAAAAGAACAAAGCAAGCAGCGUAGCUUCUAUUGAUGCAGAUAACAUGAGUCUCCUCGACAUACUUCAGUUCCUCUAUGACUGCCUUGAAAACUACUACUGCGUUUCCCACCUGCGCCACAUCGAGAGGCCUAAAUCGCCGUCGUCUGUUUACCAAAUGCUUUGUUGGUUGACUGGACUUCCGCACAAUCGCGUGUUUCCAACUGUAUCAGUCAGCGACAUUGGUGACCUGUUUGAGAAGCCGGAUGAGGCAUCCGGUGACAGCAACCCAGACGGCCCACUUGUUCUACAGACAGAUCCUGACACUUUGCCAGCUUACCCAGAAAAGAUCGCAGCCUCAACGCUGACAUCCAUUAUUCAUAAGGUUUGUGUCGACGCUGAAGACGUGCUGAUUGGAAUACUCGGCCAUGGCCACGCGGACGGCAUUUAUGCCGUCGACUUCAACACAAACCCCGACGGUUUCGCCUAUCCAACCGCCCCCGGUGCUUGCUUCGAUAUGCUGUGCGACGUGCUGAAUCGGCUUUACCUGCAACUUUUCUUCCUAUACGGGCAGUGCAGCAACGAGGAGCCCUCAGUCAGUUGGCGUGACUGUUGGUACGGAAACCAAGUAGGCGGGUCAGCAUGGAACUGCAAUGCUAUGCAAUGUCCUAACCAAAAGGGCAACCAAAUACACAAGCAAAGGUGUAACCAAAAGUGUGACCAAACAGCUCAGUGCGGUAUAAAAUCGCCGCUUCAGUCCUUUUUAGAGGAUGGUCUCCCCGGCUUUUUACCACACUCCUUCACUAAGCCCGGUUGUAAGCUGACAUGUACGCUCUCCAACCAUAGAGGUAUCCCUUGUAGAACGCCAAUGGGCUUCAACGACAUCAGUGUCACUGCUUCUCACAGGCAGAGGGGAGAGUAUCUCAAGAAAGCUCUUGAGGGCUUUUGUGGUAGUGAUUCCGCUCCACUAACUAAGCUUUGCGCUCAGCUGACGUGCCUUUUGCAGAAACCUCCGCAGACGCUGGGAGACAUCUUUGCGUUUUACUAUGGUUACCUCGGAGGAUGGGCAGCUGAUUUCUAUGGAAACUUCGGAAAAUCGAAUCCGCAUACACAAGCCGCAUUUAAGCAGGCUGUCAACGAUGCGUACUUCGGAGAACAAUAUGGACAUCUCGAUCCGACCUCGUUGGUUAGCAGCAGUAAACACGGCGAUGAACAUUCGAAAGGUAAUUUAUGCAGCAUCGCAAAUUGCGAGUCUGGCUCAGUUGCGCCAUGUGGUCUCUAUGUCAAGUCAAUGACACAGGACAUUACUAGGUAUUACUCUGCCGAACAUAAGGCCAACCAUUUGUCGUGGAUCGUGUACAUCACGGAGACAUUCUGCGAUCUGCUUAAGAAAUUAUAUGAUGACUGUUGCAAGAAAUGUGGACCCGGUGGUAGUAAAUGCCAUGUGAAGAGCUGUGCUGAGCAAUGUGAGAUUAAGUAUUCAGAUGAUAAACAGAAAAUGAAAUUGCUAAAAGAUAAGUCCCAUAAGCUCGAAUGUAAGUCAAUUGUCACUUGCCGUGACACUCACCCUACCCUGUACAGAUACGGUUUUACCUUCGGACAUCCAUGGGGACUUAAUGGCUCUGGUAAUAAUGAAAGGGCUAAAAGGACGUGCAAAGAUUUCUGCGAAGCGUUGAAAAAGAUGCUUGCUGAAGGUUCUGUGCUCAUAACACUACGCGGACGAAUCGACGACUUUUUAUGGGCUACCAGAUUCAAUUUCUCAAUCACCGUAUUGGCCCUCUGGCUCCUCUCUUUAUUGUACCUCACCCACAUCAUGGUCAUACGCCUCGACCUCCUCCACAUCAAAUCGCAUCUACAUAGUCCCUCGAGUCAUAGGAUUGCCGCUCAAUCACUACUCGCUGCUGCACGUGUUAACAAGCUUAACAAAGUGUUUUAUCUGCAACCAUAA
This is a messenger RNA of Babesia bigemina, 3042 nucleotides long. RefSeq lists its product as hypothetical. The transcript has a single exon. The coding region runs from base 1 to 3042 and encodes 1013 amino acids. The record is from RefSeq and is a predicted model, not a curated record. NCBI's taxonomy places the organism in Eukaryota, Apicomplexa, Aconoidasida, Piroplasmida, Babesiidae.